GCCAAUCGCAUUGGCCGUGUGGAGUAGCGGGCGCACGGUGUAGACUGACCGAGUGACGGGGUCUGAGUCCCGGGGAGGAGGAUCGCAGAGGCUCCGCGGGAGAAGUCAGCGCCGCGGACAAGAUGCCGAACAAGCCGAAGAAGGAGAAGGAAUCCAGCAAAUCUUCCAAAAGCUCCAAGAACAGCAGCGGCGUGAAGGACGGCGGGCCGGAGAACCCGGAGGAGGUGCAGCAGAGCGGCAACAAGCGCGCCGGCUGCAGCACGCCGCCGCCAACGCAGCUCAACAAGAUCAAAUACUCCGGCGGCCCGACGCUGCUGAAGAAGGAGCGGCGCCAGAGCUCGACCCGGUUCAGCCUCACCAAGAACCGAGAGCUGCAGAAGCUGCCCGCCCUGAAAGAUGCCCCGCCCCCGGAGCGAGAGGACCUGUUGGUGCAGAAGCUGCGGCAGUGCUGCGUCCUGUUCGACUUCAUCAGCGACCCGCUCAGCGACCUCAAGUACAAGGAGGUCAAGAGGGCGGGGCUUAACGAGAUGGUGGAGUACGUCACGCACAACAGCGACGUGCUGACCGAGAGCGUCUACCCCGAGGCCGUCGUCAUGUUUUCCAUAAACGUGUUCCGGACUCUUCCUCCGUCCUCCAACCCGACCGGCGCCGAGUUCGACCCGGAGGAAGACGAGCCGACGCUGGAGGCGGCCUGGCCUCACCUGCAGCUGGUGUACGAAUUCUUCCUCCGCUUCCUGGAGUCUCCGGAUUUCCAGCCCAACGUCGCCAAGAAGUACAUCGACCAGAAGUUCGUCCUGUCGGUAAGACACCACCUGGCCAGGUGAGCUCCAGGUGAGCUCCAGGUGAGCUCCAGGUGGGGCUCCAGGUGGGCUCCAGGUGGGCUCCAGGUGAGCUCCAGGUGUAACUGAAUUGGAACGCGGCCGCUCUCUCUCUAACUGAAUUGGAACGCGGCCGCUCUCUCUGUUUCCUGCAGCAUCAUCAACGGCUUCGCUCUGCCUCUGAAGGAAGAACACAAGAUGUUUCUGAUCCGGGUUCUGCUGCCGCUCCACAAGGUCAAGUCUCUGAGUGUGUACCACCCUCAGUUGGCUUACUGUGUGGUCCAGUUCCUGGAGAAGGACAGCGGCCUGACGGAGCCGGUGAUCAUGGGCCUGCUGAAGUUCUGGCCCAAAACCCACAGUCCGAAGGAGGUGAUGUUCCUGAACGAGCUGGAGGAGAUCCUGGACGUCAUCGAGCCGGCCGAGUUCGUCAAGGUGCAGGAGCCGCUCUUCAGGCAGCUGGCCAAGUGUGUGUCCAGCCCGCACUUCCAGGUUGCAGAGAGAGCGCUGUACUACUGGAACAACGAGUACAUCAUGAGUCUGAUCAGCGACAACGCAGCCAAGAUCCUCCCCAUCAUGUUCCCAGCUCUGUACAAGAACUCCAAGAGUCACUGGAACAAGACGAUCCACGGUCUGAUCUAUAACGCUCUGAAGCUUUUCAUGGAGAUGAACCAGAAGCUGUUUGACGACUGCACUCAGCACUACAAGGCCGAGAAGCAGAAAGAGAAAUACAAGCUGAAGGAGCGGGACGAAGUCUGGAUGAAGAUCGAGGAUCUGGCCCGGCAGAACCCACAGAGCAAUAAGCUCCACCCCCUUCGGCCUGGACUCCACCCACAGGAAGAGUUCCUGAUGUUCAGCGAUGGCGGUCUGGCCUUCAUCUCCAUGGAGACGGAGACUCCGACAGCGGAGGACAUCCAGCUGCUGAAGAAGACGGUGGAGACGGAGGCGUCCCAGGGGGCGAAGGAGCUGCAGAAGGACAAGGCGCUGAUGCGCAGGAAGUCGGAGCUGCCGCAGGACGUUUACACCAUCAGAGCUCUGGAGGCGCACCAGAGGGCCGAGGAGUUCCUCACAGCCAAUCAGGAGGCACUCUGACCCCCAUGAGGCCCCGCCCUCUCCACGGCUCCGCCCCCUGGUGGCCCGAACCAGUAGGACACUAGAAGCUCCACCCGUCUGUCCAUGUGCCGUGUCUCAGCGCUCCACUGUGAUUGAACAUCAGCCCACAAGCCACGCCCACAUCCCCCCUGAGGCUGCCGCGGUUCAGACCGCCGAGCGCCUGAGCGAGUCCACAGAGGUGCGUCCUGAUUGGCUGCUCCGGCUCCACCCCCGUUAUGGGCUGCCCAGGUGUUGUCAUGGAAACGUGGGGCCAUCAGGCUCCUGUUGUGCUUUACUGCACUUGAACUCAGCGUGGAUGAAUGUCCCUGUGACCUCUGACCUCACUUAGCCAAUCAGCUUUGGAUCUGCAUAGACGCAGCGAAUGUAGGCGUGGCCUCCGCCAGGGCUACCACCAAUCAGGGCUUAGACCCAAACACCAGGAACCAAGCCCGGUUCUGAUGGUCCAGUCGCCACAGGAAGUGAUGCGAUGGCUGCAGGUUCCUCCAGGCGUUUCAGACAUGAACUCUGAUUGCUCAGAGGAAACAAAUCAUUUAACCAGCUCUGAGGUGGGGGAGGGGCUUUGUGAUGUCAGGAGGCCACGCCCCCAUGAAGGACACGCCCACAGCACGUCUGUUUUCUUCAUCGCUCUUCCAUCUGUUGAGCCGGCAUGUCAUCAUCCCAUUGGCUGUGAUAAGCUCCGCCCCCACCACCCUAUGUCGUGACACCACCAGGCGGCGCUGUUCCAGAUGUUUAUUGAGCAUCACACGGUGAUUUGUACAGAUGUUCAUGUACAGCAGAAAUAAAGAAGAUCCCGCCCCCA
Messenger RNA from Poecilia reticulata (guppy), 2727 nucleotides. The record is from RefSeq and is a predicted model, not a curated record. NCBI's taxonomy places the organism in Eukaryota, Metazoa, Chordata, Actinopteri, Cyprinodontiformes, Poeciliidae.